Effrenium voratum is the source of this 717-nucleotide messenger RNA. The record is from the annotation of a GenBank genome assembly. Lineage: Eukaryota; Dinophyceae; Suessiales; Symbiodiniaceae.
AUGUUCGUCGUAUGCAUCUUCUUGCACCGCCCGUUCUUCUCUGUCCCCGUCGUGGUUCAGGGCCUGGAGGUGGUCGAGGCCCUCGGGGGGCGGUCUCUCCCCUGCGCAGAGGAGGAGCGGGAACUUUCCUGGGAGGAGCUCGUGCCGCUGGUGGACACCACGGUUCACAUGGACUCCUUCUACCCGGACUUCAUGCGUUUGCUCUUGGACCGGCCCCAUGACAUGGUGCCUGUCCCGCUUCUCAUGCAUGCCUGGGCGAUGUGGACUCGGUCCGCAAUCCCCGGAUGGCGCCCGAUCGGCGUGCAAGGAUCGUACGCCUCGAGGCCCGGUUUGCUACAAUGUUGGUGGUUUGGCACACGCAAGCACGGGGAGGACAUGUUCUCCUACCUCCAUGCGCAUGGUGUGGUUUGCCGACCGGCAACUUCUGUGAGCGAUGUGAUGGCCCCCCUUGCAAUGCCUGUGAAGAGCAGUUCACCUAUUGUGUGCCCUGCCUUCAGCGGUCGUUUGAGGAUUGAGGUGCAGCCACCAGGCGCAGUUGGGAAGCCCGCCUGCGCUGAAUGCGGCAAGCGCAUGCUCAUCACCAAUCUAUGGCUUGUGAAAACCCUCAUGUACCAGGUCACCACGAGCAGGAAGCGCCAGAAGGUCGGGGAGAACCUGCACACGGAUGUCCAGGAAGAGUGCAGGGCUACUUGGAGGCCGGACUCUGGGGGCCGAUAG